UCUUCCGCAUUUAUUGACUUUGACCACAGCAGCAGACGGCUGUAGAGUUUAGUAGUUCAUGUCAUGCGUUCGUACGGUAUUGUGUUGCGUUUUCUGUGUAUUGUGUAAGUGAUUUGAUGGUGGAGACAGGAAAUCACGGAAAGACAGAUACUGAGUGUGUGGCUUAGGAGGGCAAUCAUGGACUGCAAGGGAACUAGUUGGGUGAAAAAAGAGAAGAAUGAAAUAUAUGCUGAACCAGAAUCCUUGUUUCUUGAAGAUCCGCUGAAGAUUGUAACACCUAGUCUUCAUAUAAAGCAAGACCUAGAACUGAAACAGGAGGAUGGCAUUGAACAUGAUUGUCUUGAAGAUAACUUGGGAAUCUCUCAUCCAAAUGAUUUUAUCAAGGAGGAUCCUGAACUAAAUUUGGAGGUGGCAGCCUCAAUAAGAAAUGCAUCUGAUAGUUUAAGGUUCAUUGAAAGUGCUGGUGACAGCUGUGACAUUUCAUAUCAAGAAGCAUUACAUCAAGGAGCAGUCAAUGACAAGCUGGAGAUAUAUGCAGAGAAGUCAACAGAUUUCAGUGUGUCUCACAACUAUACCAAAAUACAGACUUCACAAGAAGACAGCUUAUGUGGCACAAGAUUAAGUUGUAGCAUCAGGGGAAAGGAAUUCCAUAAGUUUAACUGUAGUUUCUGCCUACAGAGCUUCCCUUCAAAAUACAGACUCAUAAUGCAUAUCUUCAUCCACAUUGAUGGUGUGCAGGCACCUGCAUUUGUGUGUAAGUCAUGUGGUGAGGUAUUGCCCUCUGAUGACUGCUUGAAAGAACAUUUGAGAAUGAUGGAGGGUGACCAAGCAUUAUCUGCUACCAACAGUGAGAAACUUGAAUGCAGUGAUGAUCAUGAAAACAAUAUCUCCUUCGAGUGUGUACAAGAAGGAAUUGUGGAACAGACUGCAGAGCUCCCUUCAUACGAGGUACCCAGGAAAACCUUCAAAAAAUCCUUUAAUGACAUAUGUAACACACAUACUGUGAAACAAGCUGAAGAGAAACUCGAAAGAUGUAAUGACUGUGGAAUUUCAUGUACAAGCGACCACACUCAUGUCCACACUGUGCUAAGUGCAAAGGGACAUCACAAAUGUGAUGUUUGUGGUAAAAUGUUUACUCAGUUCUGCAAUCUUAAGAAACACAAUGUACUACACACUGGAGAGAGACCCCACGAAUGCGCUGUUUGUGGAAAAGCAUUUACUGAAAAGUGCAAUCUGAAGCAACAAGAAUUAAUACACACUGGACAGAGACCACACAAUUGCAAUGUCUGUGGAAAAUCAUUUACUCAGUCGGGCAGUCUCAAGAACCAUAUUUUAAAACACACAGGAAAGAGACCACACAAAUGCGAUGUGUGUGCAAAAUCGUUUACUCACAGGGGCAGUCUCAAGAGACAUGAAUUAAUACACACUGGACAGAGACCACACAAAUGUGAUUUCUGUGGAAAAUCAUUUACUCAGUCGUGCCAUCUCAAGAACCACAAUGUAAUACACACAGGAAAGAGACCACACAAAUGCGAUGUGUGUGCAAAAUCGUUUACUGACAGGGGCAGUCUCAAGAAACAUGAAUUAAUACACACCGGACAGACACCACACAAAUGCGAUGUCUGUGGAAAAUCAUUUACUCAGUCGGGAAAUCUCAAGACCCAUGUAUUAAUUCACACUGGACGGAGACCACACAGUUGCAAUGUCUGUGGGAAAUCAUUUACUCAGUCGAGCAGUCUCAAGAACCACAAUGUAAUACACACAGGAAGGAGACCACACAAAUGCGAUGUGUGUGCAAAAUCGUUUACUUACAGGGGCAGUCUCAAGAAACACGGAUUAAUACACACUGGACAGAGACCACACAAAUGCGAUGUCUGUGGAAAAUCAUUUACUCAGUCGGGAAAUCUCAAGACCCAUGUAUUAAUUCACACUGGAUGGAGACCACACAGUCCAAUGUCUGUGGGAAAUCAUUUACUCAGUCGAGCAGUCUCAAGAAACAUGAAUUAAUACACACUGGACAGAGACCCACAAAUGUGAUUCUUGUGGUAAAUUAUUUAAUGCAUUGAGUAAUCGCAAGGCCCACAAGUUAAUACACAGUGGAAAGAAACCC
This is a messenger RNA of Schistocerca serialis cubense, 2110 nucleotides long. RefSeq names its product zinc finger protein 70-like. The record is from RefSeq and is a predicted model, not a curated record. The transcript has 6 exons. The coding region runs from base 178 to 2007 and encodes 609 amino acids. Gene Ontology annotation, molecular function: DNA-binding transcription factor activity; RNA polymerase II cis-regulatory region sequence-specific DNA binding. Gene Ontology annotation, biological process: regulation of transcription by RNA polymerase II. NCBI's taxonomy places the organism in Eukaryota, Metazoa, Arthropoda, Insecta, Orthoptera, Acrididae.